UACAGGAAAUUAUUUUAUAUUUAAAAGGAAUUCUUGUAGUUGUAGGCAAUGACGACAUGUUGAUUUGCGCUUGCGGACCUAUCUUGAGCUGCAGAUGAGUCUGCAGACGGUAAUGUCAGCGGGCAAUCGCGCGUGGAAAUGUCAACAUUAUUCAACAUGGCGGUUCCAGAGGGUGUCUGGAAGAUAGCUGGACCUCUGUCAACUGUUGCCGCUUGUGCUGGUGGCAUCUUCUUGUUGAGAAAUUACUUUUCCGGUGGAGUGUGCAACUAUAAAACGAAACUAGACGGUAAAACAGUGAUCGUCACUGGGGCAAACACAGGAAUCGGACGAGAAACUGCUCUGGAUUUGGCCCGAAAGGGGGCUCGUGUCAUCAUGGCUUGCAGAAAUCUUGAGAAGGCGCACACAGCUGCCGAGGAAAUCAAAAUGACGACCGGCAAUAAAAAGGUGAUUGUGAAGGAGCUCGACCUUGCUUCGCUAAAGUCCGUGAGAAAUUUUGCCGAGGAAGUUCACCAAAGUGAAGAUCGAUUAGACAUUCUUAUCAACAAUGCGGGUAUCAUGCGGUGUCCAUAUUGGAAAACUGAGGACGGCUUCGAGAUGCAAUUUGGCGUCAACCACCUGGGCCACUUCCUUCUUACAAACCUCCUGCUAGAUAUGCUGGAAAGAUCAAAGCCAAGUCGCAUUAUUAAUGUCAGUUCCUUGGCUCAUGUUAGAGGGAAAAUACGCUUUGAUGAUUUAAGGAGCGAGCACGAAUACAGUCCGGGAUCCGCCUACGCUCAGAGCAAGCUUGCCAACGUCCUUUUUACUCGCGAGUUGAGCAAAAGACUUGAAGAUACCGAUAUUUUAGUCACUGCUGUACAUCCCGGCGUUGUGAAAACCGAGUUAGCUCGCCAUACGUCCUUUUCCAAGUCGAAAGUGGCAUCCCUUACUCUUGCUCCUAUCUCUUGGUUGUUCUUCAAGACACCUCGUCAAGGUGCACAGACAACAAUUCAUUGCGCUGUAGCUGAUGAUGUUGAGUCUGGAUUAUAUUACAGUGAUUGCAAACCGAAGGAACCUGCUGAUCAAGGAAAAGAUGACGAAGCAGCGAAACAACUGUGGGAAGUCAGUGCAGGUUUGGUUGGAUUAGAGAAGACUAUUUGAACAAAUGCAGAUACAUUUUCCCGUCAGUCACAAUAAAAUUACGGAAGUGAGUGACCAGGCCAUUAUUUUUGAGAAAUAACUGCGGUGUAGUCAGCUCAGCUGGAGUAAUGGUGGACAAACCACUUCAGGAUAGCUCCCCUAUUGGGCUACCUUCUGUCUGUGGACAAUAAUUUGUUGUAGUUGAAUGCUUGGUGAAUAUCUUUUAAUAUAUUAUAUAACUUAAAUAACUAGUAGGUAUAUCAUUAGAGCCACUGCUUCUUGGAAAUGAGUAGCCUUGUGGUUAAGAAAUCAGUUUAGUUUAGUGAUAUCUUGGCCAAUUUCCCAGUUAAUAUAUCAGUUCAAUUUCUUCAUGAGUGCUCAACAGCCUUCUUACUGUUGUUGUAUUCUUAAGAUUUCCAUUAAAUGAGGAGGCAUUCAAGAUGAGCUAAAAAGCUCAUACUAAUGUCAUAAUAUGCCUCUAUAAAGAAUCAUGUUGUGUGUGGCUGGUUGUUGGUUGGUUUUGAUUUUUUUUUGUGUGUUAGUAAUAGUCAAUCAGUGACAUUGGAUGGUUCCUUGUAGAGCUAUGCCAACACAUUAGAUUUGUCAAAUCAAAUAUCAAAUAUCUAUUGAACAGGACACUAAAUGUUCAGUAAUGUUUUAGAGUACCAAUGGUGAAACUUAAUCGUUCACCCCGAGUGCCUGUAUGACAAAUUGAGGAAAUUAAAUUUAGUCAACUUAUCUUAUUGAAAACAACUUGCACAAAAGCUUUAAAGGGAGACUGGUGCUGAGGUUUUGCCUCUGUGUAUAUUCCCUAUGUUUUUGUAUGUUUUCCAAGUUCCUGUGAGGCACACAGAUUACAAAUAAUUAUAAACAUAAUUGUACAGGCACUUACAGAGUUAAUGUAAUUAGAGCAAGUGAAACAAGUGCGACAAGAGACUCGAAGUGGUCACAACUACAUCAUACUAAGAAUAUUUUUGAAUGCAGUUCGGCUUGUUACAAGGAUCAACAAAGAGCUUAAUUUAUUAUUUGAUUCUUUGUUAAUUAAACAUUUUGGCUAGUUGUAUUAUGAAAAAAAAAAAAAAGAUGACCUGAUUACUUUAUCCUGUUUGAUUGACUCUAAAAGAGUUUAAGUUCAAAUUCAUUGUAACUUCUUGAUAAACAAAGAAAUUUGUUAUUAUUUUUCUUUUUUAAUUUAUUUUUGCGAUUUUUCAUAUUUUUUUUACUCUACAACAAUGUAAUCAUUUUUGGGAGCUUAGUUUACUGUUCUUUUUGAAACAAGAGUUGAUAGGUGAUGAAAUUCUUGAGAAAAAUGUUAGUACUGUUGUUGUCAUUGGUGAUUGGUGAAAAAUUGUGAGUUCUCCAAUAGGAUGGAACCCAGGACAUUCACACACUGGUCAGAUCCUGUAGCCCAGAGAUAUGAUAGCGUCUUAACAGCCAAGCCAUAUGACUAGCUUUAAUUGUGACUACUAGGAUCAAACUUGGGUAUUAAAGAUCAUUCUUGAA
Molecule: messenger RNA, 2619 nt
Organism: Orbicella faveolata
Lineage: Eukaryota; Metazoa; Cnidaria; Anthozoa; Scleractinia; Merulinidae
Product: retinol dehydrogenase 13-like
Source: RefSeq, a predicted model, not a curated record